AGGUCGCUGAGCUUCUUCAGGGAUUCCCCUGCGUGAGGACUCAAGAGUUUUAGGACACAGUCAUCCCCGCAGUUAGGCUGCGUCCUAACCAUAAUCCUUAGAUUUCGUGUAAUUUGGGGGGCGGGGUGUUAGGAAAGGAGACAGGAGGGAGUUUUUGAACGCACCCAGUGAUGGAGAGAAAAGAAGCAGCGAUUAGAGACGUGCGGGCGACGCUACACCUCUUCAAAGCGGCCGCAGUUCACAAAGUAGCCAUGCUCUGUUCCUGUUGAAGCAGAUUGUGAGAGCAGCAGCCGGCCAGAAACUGAAAAACUUUCAUACAGAUGUCACUGAUCGUAUUUCAUGCACGUGGCAAAGGAGCGUGCUUAACCAUAGUAACGUGUUCUAGCUGCCGUUAACGGCUGGUCAGCAGAGAGAAGAAAGGUACGGACUUCACCCUGAUCACCCUGACACUUCCGACUGAUCUUUUUUCUGUCUGAACUCAUCAGGAAGCGUGCUGUGCUUUCCAUUCUGCCGGGAUGAAUCGCCCUGUGACAGAGCUGCACGCAGCACAGUGCCGACAGGGACAUGCUGACACUGCUGAUUCUUCUUCAAAAGCUUGCAGCUCUGAGAAAGACAGUAAUUUCUAUCCAGUCUCAACAGAGACUCCUGUUUGGUCAUGGCCUGCUUCAAAUAUGAGUGUGCCAGAGGUAGUUCCCAAUCCUCACCAGCAUACUAUCCAGCCCGAAAUGUUGGACCCUUUCAGCUUAAGGUAUCAUACUCAUUCUUCAACUGAUCCUUAUCAGUCCUCUCAGUGUCAGCUGACUUGUUCAGACUACUUCCUGGAGCCACAGUUGGACCAGAACCACCUCGUCAGCAGCCCUGUGUCUGCUGCACCAGAUGUCAGCUCAGCUUCUGCUCCUUGGUUUACUAAUGAGCCCGUUCUCUGCAGCACGAUGCCGAUGGUGUAUAAUGUCAGUGGAGAUGAACAGUUGGCGCCGGUUAAGCCCUGCAAGCCAGGACCUGCUUUUCUUACCGUGGACUCUGCACCAGCUAAACGAGAUGACGCAGUAACUCGAGGGAAAGAAGCGACUGCACAGGGGACUUCUAGCCAGUACCACGAGACAGCCGGUCCACUAUAUGAGGCUCGAGAUCAGAUGGCCAAAAUGCAGCUUCCAGCAAGAACUGUUGGAAUGUUGUCUAAGUCCAGGAAGCCCUGCCACUGCAACAGAUCACGAUGCCUCAAACUCUAUUGUGAGUGCUUUGCCAGUGGAUUGCUGUGCAGCAACUGUAACUGCUUUAACUGCCACAACAACGGAGAGCAUGAAAUGAAGCGUCACAAGGCAAUCGAGUGGUGUUUAGUUCAUAACCCGGAUGCCUUCAAGCCCAAAAUUGCUGAUGGGAAGUCAGGAGAGGUCAAAGGUUGGCACAACAAAGGCUGCAACUGUAAACGCUCUGGCUGCCUUAAGCGCUACUGCGAGUGCUAUGAGGCCAACAUCAUGUGUACCUCCGGCUGUAAAUGUGUUGGCUGCAAGAACUAUGACAACAGCUCACAAAUUGGCUCCAAAGAGGGGGCUGUCAGUGCAAAGGACAAGUGGCCUGUAUCAGUGAUAACCCCCUCUGUGGUGGAGGGUGUGUGUUACUGUCUUAUGGCUCAGGCUGAGAUAGCUGAGAGAGACACUCAGAGCUUUGCCCAGGCUGAGCGCAUGGUCCUGGAGGAGUUUGGAUGCUGUCUCUCACAGAUUGCUGAAGCCAUGUUCAAGAACAGUGACACUAACACUUCUACACUGUAGACACAGAAAUCCUUUGUUUACAGUUUCAGUAUCGUGGGCUUGGAAGAUUUAAUGUAUCUGUUUAUAUGUUUCAAGCUUUGGUCUUUGAAAGCUUUAUUGAUCAGUGUGAAACUUUAGUGACUUGUUGAUAUGUUUAUUGUUCAUUUAAAUUCACUAGUAUAAAAUUCUGAGGUGUAUUAUUUUUAACAUAGUGUUUUAUCUACAAUUUGCACUGUUUUGGUUUCUGUGGAAAUUUCCAUAAAGUUUGAAUCAACACUGAAAUUUAGCAAUGUCACUGUUUCUGGUUCUGAUUUAAAACUACAGAUUUAGCAUUCAGAGUUAUGACAUAAGUCGCUGAUUUUAUGUUGCAUAAAUUACUUUAUUUAAUUUAAGGUGAUUGUCCUUGUGUUUUUUUUUGAUGUUGUUAAUAUAUAACUGUUUAUCUUUUUAGAGAAAAAAGGAUAAUAAGUGUAUGUGUGUUACUUAGUGUGGAUUUAUUUUUAAU
Archocentrus centrarchus (flier cichlid) is the source of this 2253-nucleotide messenger RNA. RefSeq names its product testis expressed metallothionein like protein (gene tesmin). Gene Ontology annotation, cellular component: nucleus. NCBI's taxonomy places the organism in Eukaryota, Metazoa, Chordata, Actinopteri, Cichliformes, Cichlidae. The record is from RefSeq and is a predicted model, not a curated record. The transcript is spliced from 11 exons. The coding region runs from base 516 to 1769 and encodes 417 amino acids. Gene Ontology annotation, biological process: regulation of DNA-templated transcription.